Neodiprion fabricii is the source of this 8069-nucleotide messenger RNA. RefSeq names its product roundabout homolog 2-like. Gene Ontology annotation, cellular component: axon; plasma membrane. The transcript has 11 exons. Gene Ontology annotation, molecular function: axon guidance receptor activity; cell-cell adhesion mediator activity. The coding region runs from base 1018 to 5178 and encodes 1386 amino acids. Gene Ontology annotation, biological process: axon guidance; dendrite self-avoidance; Roundabout signaling pathway. The record is from RefSeq and is a predicted model, not a curated record. NCBI's taxonomy places the organism in Eukaryota, Metazoa, Arthropoda, Insecta, Hymenoptera, Diprionidae.
GCGCUGCAAGCAUUGGCUCGUUGCGAGUUAAAGAUCGCUCGAGGCGACAGCUUUUUGACAAGCGUUGUUUGUUGUGCGCGGCGUGGUGACAACGGCGAUUCGACGACCGGUCGAAACGAUUAUCGAGACUCGAGCCUCCUCGCUAUGGGGAAGAAGAAACGGUUGCGGUGAAUUUUUUUUUUUUUUUUUCCCAUCCCAACACUCACCGCGGUUUUGCGGAUAUUUGAAUUUAACCGCUUCGCUCUUUUCCCCGAUCCCCGAUCGAUCCAAGAUUCUCCGAGAGACUCUGCACGCCUUCGAACAUGAGGAACUUGACUGUGUGAAAUUCGUUUCUCAAACCGCGUGACGGUGUUUUUACCCCCUGUGACGUUUGUCGCGUGGAGCGCAGGUUGCUUGUACCUAAUUGUGGGUGGAAGGAGCGGAUUCUUUGGUUAUUCUUUCCUGCACUAGCGCUCUCCUUUAAUCCUUCGAUUUCAGUAGACGUCGAUAUCGGUGUUUCCUUUUUUUUCACCCUCUCUCUUUUUCACCCGCGUCGAAGAGAAUCAAGAACCGGAACUUGAACUGUUUUCGAAAUGCGAAUGAAAAUGAAUCCUGAGGUACAGAGGGCGAAUAAAUAACUCGCUUGUUUCAACGGUGAUUUUAUUAUGUGUCUGUGUAUUAUUACUUUCGUCGUUUCGCUUUCUUUCCGAUACCUCGAUUAAGAAAAAAAGAGAAGAGUAAAAAAAAAAAAGAAGAAAGAAAGAAAUCGCGACCGCGUGGAAAACAGAAUUCAGUGGUUGGUGAAAAAAAGUGCUAGACCGUAGUUGAAAAGUGUGUAUCAUACGAAAAGAGAUUUAAAGUGAUUUAUAUCAAGUGGUAGGGGGAAAAGAAAAAAGAAAAAGAAAAAAUAAUAAAUGAAAAAAGGAUCGGAAUGUAGUGCGUUUAGGAGUAAAUCAAAACCCCUUGUUUUACUGAUUAUCAUUUCCCCGUUUCUACGCAAUUAUUAUAAAUAAAGUGGUGCUUUGGAUAUCGACGAAAAUGCGGCCCGAGGACAGCAGGUGUCUGAUUCUUCUGACCCUUUUGACGGUCGCGACUAAAGCGCAAUAUCGAUCGCCCCGCAUAACGGAGCACCCGUCGGACAUAAUAGUGGCAAAACACGAGCCGGUCACCCUAAAUUGCAAGGCAGAGGGUAAACCGGAACCCGUCAUCGAAUGGUUCAAAGAUGGGGAACCCGUCAGGACGUCACCCGGUGACGCAAAGUCCCACAGGGUCCUGCUACCGGCAGGUUCCCUGUUCUUCCUGAAGGUGAUGCACGGGAAAAAGGAACAGGACGGCGGCGUCUAUUGGUGCGUCGCUAAGAACCAGGCCGGAAGUGUUACCAGCAGGAACGCCACGCUGACUGUUGCAGUGUUACGAGACGAGUUUCGAGCCGAACCACAAAACACCCGAGUCGCUGCCGGGGAAACAGCGCUUUUGGAAUGCGGUCCGCCACGAGGAAAUCCGGAACCUUCGCUCCAGUGGAAGAAGAACGGAAACGUCGUCGAUUUGGAGGCUUCGAAACGAGUCAGUCUCGUCGACGGCGGCAAUCUUAUGAUAUCCGACGUCAGACAGACAGACCAAGGGAAAUACCAAUGCGUCGCGCAGAAUAUGGUCGGUUUUCGGGUUUCCGCCGUUGCUACCCUCACUGUCCACGUAAAACCAUACUUCCUAGCCAUGCCCACCAACCAAACAAUUCUGACUGAUCAAACCGCGGAAUUCGCAUGCCAUGUUGGCGGAGAUCCACCUCCCGAAAUUCUCUGGCGUCGGACCGACGGCAAGAUGCCAAUCGGCAGGGCUAACAUUUUGGACGACAAGAGUCUUCGAAUAGAACGCGUUACCACCGAAGACCAAGGAACUUACAUCUGCGAUGCUGAGAACAGCGUUGGCGCCAUCAGUGCUAAUGCCACUCUGACCGUUCACUCUCGCCCAGUCUUCGCGCACUUUCCAAAAGAUGAAGCGGUAAGCACAGGUUCGGACGUUUCCUUCGCCUGUGCCGCUCGUGGGGCACCAAAACCCUCGAUAUUUUGGACCCGAGAAGGGUCGCAAGAGUUGAUGUUUCCCGGCAACGUUUAUCAAGGACGUUACACGGUAACGGAGGACGGAAGUCUGAACAUAAAGAAGGCCGUUCGCAAGGACGAAGGUCACUACGUUUGUAGUGCGAUAAGUCAAGCCGGAGCCAGUACUGCCACUGUCUUCCUUGAGGUUACAUCCGCAGAAGAAACGCCCCCGCCAAUAAUAGAAUUGGGACCAGCGAACCAAACUCUGCAGCUUCAAAGUACCGCCUCACUGCCAUGCCGGGUUGUCGGCACUCCAACGCCUCGGAUUCAUUGGCACAAAGAUGGAGUUUUAGUGAACCUUGGAAGUCGGAUAACAAUGGCCAGCAACGGCACUCUGUUCAUCAACGACCUGCAAUCGAGCGACGCCGGUCUUUUCACCUGCAUCGCCUCCUCGGAAUCGGGAAACACGUCGUGGUCAGCAACGCUGAGCGUCAGCACGUCCACGUCUCUGCAUCGGACACCCGACAUGUCGGCAUUGCCCCAAAACCCAAGCAAACCAAGAAUCGUUAACACAACGAGCAACUCUGUUACCCUUACAUGGAGUCCUGGACACGAGGGUCAGAGCCCGAUCAUCGGAUACAACAUCGAGUAUUUUAGCAGCAAUUUGAACACUGGAUGGGUUGUUGCCGCUACGGGAAUCACUGAUGACACGUACACCGUAACUGACCUGAAACCGGAUACCAGCUACGUCUUCUUGGUUCGUGCCGAAAACAGCCAUGGUCUCUCAUUGCCCGGGCCACUUUCAGACAGCGCUCAUACAACCAGCAUCAAUCAAAAUUCCGUCCCUCCAAUCGUAUUGAUACGAGCAAGGGACCGCUUGAACAGUGAAAUUCUGCACUUAAGAGAAGUCCAGCCUCUAACUAGCACUGCAGUAAAAAUCAUGUGGGAUAUUCUUGGUGCUGCAGAUUUAGUGGAAGGCCUCUAUAUACGUUAUCGUGAGGUGUCUAAUAAACCCGAAUAUCAGAUGGUCACCGUCCUAAAUGCUGGUGCUACCAGUUACGUGCUAGUAAAUCUGAAAAAGUACACGCAAUACGAAUUCUUCUUGGUGCCAUUUUACAAAACAAUCGAAGGAAGACCUAGCAAUGUUAAGCUUGCAACGACGUUGGAAGACGCCCCGACUGGAGCCCCGGAAAAUGUUCAUGUCGGGAUGAUCAACAUGACGUCAGCGUUCGUUAGAUGGUCGCCACCCCCAAAACCGGAACAAAACGGGCAGCUUGUCGGAUACAAGAUACAAAUCAAGAGCAAUAGCAGCAACAAGAUUCUUGGUCAGAUGUCGUUGAAUGCUUCAACCACGUCUGUAAUCAUAAACAGUUUGACAACUGGGGGUCUUUACACGGCACGAGUUGCUGGACUGACGCGUGCUGGCAUGGGUCCCUUUUCCGGACCAACUCUUCUCAAUAUGGAUCCCGGACAACUGACUCAAUUACCCCCGAGAACCGAUCCAAGUCAUGGGGGGAUAUCUGUGGUGAGGGAAACGUGGUUCCUCAUCCUGAUGAUCGUGAUGGUGUUCGCGGUAUUCGCUGUUCUCCUGGGUGCGUUAUACGUGAGGAGAAGACAGGCCAUGAGCAAGCAGCUCGGACACUUGAACGUGCCCGUGGGUACAGCCAACGACAUAUGCCAGUUGAACAAAGAUACUUUAUGGCUGGAUCGCGGGUGGAAACCAACUAGCACACUCCAAAGUGCGAACGACAAGGACUGCGAGACGAAAUUAUUGAAUAAUCAGCAAAUGUUGGCGCCUGGUGUCGUGGCGAUUCCCGGUUCGGAAUACGCUGAAGUGAAUCUGACGACGUUUUACAACGCAAGGAAACAGCUUCAAGCUCCGCCAGAACCAUACGCAACAACAACGCUUUGCGUCGGUAGUCGGAGUCCUGACUCCAUGGAGAAUAGCGGACAGAAAUCGAACUCUAGCGACUCCUGCGUCAAGCCAGACUAUUCGAGCUUGGAUUCUAACCAGGAUCACAACAAGUCAACCAUGUCGCCAAGCAGCGACAAUGCCAGCAGUGUAUACACCGACGAGAAUAUGGAAAUUCAGAGAAGACCGCAGUACCGGAUCCCCCUGAACGAUACUCAGCCGGGUAUGCCGAACUGGUGCGACAUGUUGCCGCCUCCUCCAGAGCACCCGCCACCCCCAGGAACCUCUCUUUCAACGAGGAUACAGACGCCUGCGGGUGCUUUUAGUCCGCAUUUGGCUAAACGAAUCGUCCCGAAUGACUUGGACGGUUCGACGUCGGCGAAUUCACAGAGUCCGCCAACUCCGCCUGUGAGAGUGGGCAACAGUUACUCCCCAUCUCCUACGCCGUGGAACGGUCAUGGACCAAUCGAGGGGGCGAACCACGGAAACCUUCCGCAGGGAAGGUACACCACUUUACCUCCACAAACGAACCCCCCACCCGUCCCGUCUUUCCCGCAAGGCUUCAACCACUACGAUUACAAAAAUCAAGAGAACGAAUAUGAGAGCGGCUCGGUAAUAUACGGUCACCAGAAUGGACACCCCGAAGAUUACAGAACCCACGACAGCUUCAACCGUGCGAAUCAUCCGAACUCACAUCUGGAUCAUACGACGUUGAACGAUGAAGUUUAUCGACACAACGAGGAGAUGUUUAGAAACGACAAUCUUUAUCAGCCGGAUAACGACGAGUGGGACAGAAAAUCGUGCGACUCAAACACGCACUCUGACAUGUGCUGUUCCUGCUCGGAGUCCAGCUGUCUGUACGCCGACACCAUGGAAUACAACAACCAGUUUGCUCCUGGGUGCGCCCACAACAGGGGUGGGUCCAGGAACAGGAGCAACAGGAGCCCAAGGAGACGGACCAACAGACCACCGUCGCCGACUUACAGCAGCGACAGCAAUUAUUCCUGCAUUCCUCAGAGACAAUGCGGGUCCUCCAACCCUCAGGAACAUCACAGGCACAACCGUAGCAAAGACAAAGUUCCUGGCUUUCCAAGAGCGAGUGGUUACCCCCAGCACAACUCGUCGGCCUCCAACACGAUGAGCAGCUCGGGUAGCCAGAGAUACAACAAACUGAACAGCGUUUUCUUGGGGGCGAAUAAUCCCAUUGCUUCAUCAGAGUCCAACCGACUGAGCGAUCACCGCGAAAGCUAAACGAAAUCAACUACCGGAGUUUGAGCUAAAAAUGUGUGGUUGUUGCGAGGUCACAACAAUUAUCGGCGGAACCAUUGGGCGUAAUAACGCAACUUGAAAUUAGAUAAGGACUUUUACCAUUCAGCAGUUACUGUAGUAACUCGUGAGCAAUUAGCGAAAUCCAUUAGACGAAUUUCGCCGAUUGCCAAUAGUUGAAUACCUCGCGUAGAAACAGUCUCUGUAUCCGAAUGAUUCCAUGAUUUAAAAGUGACUGUUAAAAAAUAUUUUCUCCAUUCUACCUUUCUACGUUUGAGGAACCAAGCCUUCUAAUAUUCUUCUUGCUAAUAGAAUUGCGAAGGCUUAGGCAAACGAGCGUUGAUUUAUGAAGAAUAAAAUGAACAAUAAUAAAUAGCCUCGACUUAAUUUUAGUAUUUCACAAUGGGAUUGUCCAUUGGAAAAUAUCUCAAACAUUUCAAAGCAAUUACAUUUGUUACGUUAACCUAUAAUUAUUUUCCGAGUAGAAUGUUAAGUACUAAUAUUACCUUUAGCGGGCGAUUUACUUUUUAGGUUUAAUUUAAGAUACGCUCGUAGUAGUAAGAAGACAUACACACAAUAAUGAAGCCCAACUCUUCGAGUGCUUUAAAAAUUAUUCGAAAUAAUUGAAACACGAGAACAUGUAAAUCUCUUCGUUGUAAGAAAUUUUCAUAGACUGAUCAAGAUCUGAAAGAAAUCCACAAUUUAUGUUCCGUGGUAAACAUAGAUUUCCGCAUAACUUACUUAAGUACCAUUGUUGAGAAUGUGGUACAAGUACGAGAGAAAAAGGAGUAAUGCCAAUAUCUAAGCAAUACAUGAAUAAAACUUGAAAAUAUCGUUCCAACAGAGGACGUGCGUAUUGUUGAAAGCUUUUAUUUUAUAAAUAUGACGUUUUUUCCCAUUCAAUAUUUUUAAUUUUACACCCAACACGAUUAUGAUUGCUGGAAUUUAGGUACCUUGACAAGUUUCAAGGUGAUUUAUAAUUCCAAAGCAGUUUUUAUACAAGCUAUUGUACUAUAGCCUCCUUAUUAUUUCAUGUAACUGAACAGCUACUGUAAUAAUGGAUAAAACUUUGAUACGUGUAACGAGAAGGUGGCAUUUAUUUUCAAAAACGUGUACAUUCUCAACUGCCACGAAAAAUAAUGCAUAUUAUUUUCGAUAUAACGUUCCUAACUCGUAAGGAAAUUAAAAAAUAAUUUUACUAAAAUGAAGUAAUCAACGUGUAUCUCUUCCAAAACGAAUAUACUUAUAAUAUAAUAUAUUAUAAAAUAUUACGGUAACAAUGACGAUGUAAGUGUAUAAUCAUAUCAGAUGGUUUUUGUAUACAUUGUACAAAGUUGAUUAACAAGUUUAGUCAUUAGUAUAUAAUUAACACAUUAAUGAUUAUUAUUAUUAUUAUUAUUAAUAUAUGCGCCGUAGUUGUUAAGGGAUAUGAGGUGUAUUAUGUAAUCAGUAAUGUGUAUAAGCGUGUCCUGACAGAUAAGUGAGAAUGUGAGUACGAUGUUAAGUGGUACAUUUUACCACAUGAUACAUUCAUAUUUUAACAGUUUUCUAAAUACCAAUACAUAUGUGGCUGCACCUUGUGGUAAAUGGACCAUAAUACACAUAUAUAUCAUUAAAAAACACAUAGACAUUAAACGAAAAAACCAUGUGUUUUUUGUUGGUAAAUUUUUUGUGAAUAUAAACAUAUAGUUUAACUAAUGUAUAAGAUGUAUUCUGCUGUUACAUCCAGUGUGGUUUCAUAUGAAGAAAGAAUAAUUAGUGAUUAAUGAAAAGAACACUAGGUAAGCGAUAGAUAACUUUGAAGCCAUGUAAUCGCUCAAACUCAACAUAACUAAUUAAUUACUGUACUAGUUAAAAGUAAUCAACUGCCCGAUAGACACUAUGGUCUCUUUAUUGAACGAAAAGCUUAAGAGAUCAAAGAAAUUCAAGGUUUAAAAUUUUUUUACUUUGAUAGAGAUUAUAAUCACUGCCGAAUUUUUUAUUGUGCUCCUACAGUAAUACUGCAAUUUUAAUUGAUUGGAAUUUUUUACUUAUUAACGAUAGAAGGUCAACUGUUGACGGGGAUCGUCAAACUUUCCGAGAGUCAGUGCACACAAUUAAUGACUCGUAAAAACCAUUAUAAAUUUGAAUUUAAAUAAAAAUUAGAAAGAAAAGGUUCAUUUCCGCUGUCACGUCAAGUAUUUUAAAAACUGUCAUCUAUUUCAGAAUAGAAGUGAAGAAUAGACGUAGUAAGUAUCUAGUAUCGGUACAGUAACUUGUAAAUCGUAAAUGUAAUGAGUGCACGUUCGUAAAAAUCCAUCCAAUCAGAGAAAAAAAAAAUACAUUUAGAAAUGCUCUUGAAGCGUUUAGUUUAGGUUUCACGCUAGAGAACGUCAACACCGUACAGAGAUUGCGAAAUUAUAGUGUUUCAAUGAAGAGAAAUAGCUAGGAAAUAUACUUUAAGAGAAUAGCCCCUACCAUGAUGUUAUCAAAUUUAAAUAACUAUCCACGGCCUUUGUAAAUUUGUAUAAGGGGUUGCAUGGCCACAAAUUUUUUGAGGUAAUCUUUGAAAUUACUUCAACGACAUUGUGGCUGUGGCACAAAAUAAGAAACCAUCGCCUCAAUGCAGAUAAGAGAGAAUAACGUAUUAUUUUUAUAAUUUGCUGUCUUUGAAAAGUUGAAGCGAUGGUUUUAUUGUUUUGUUAAAUAAAUACGGUUAAACUCGAUAGAGUAAAAGUUCUGUCAAAACAAGCCUUGCGAUAAAACAUAGCUCGCACACAACUGGUGGGUCUUACAGGGCCCACCAUCCUAACGUUAAAAAACUUAAGUAAUAUAAUCUGUAUUUGUAGAUUUAUUCAGCCAAAUUUUGCCAUCAAAUAUAAGUCCUGUGAAUUUUG